AUGGUUGUAGCUGACUGUACCGCGAGUAUAAAAAUUGGACAAGCACUUGCAGAGAUGGCGGACUUGGAUUGCUGCAUUGUUCUUGCGAACAAGAAGCCUCUCACCAGCUCGUUUAAAGUUUACGAUAGGAUUGCGGCACUGAAUCGACGUUAUCGCUGUGAAUCAACAGUCGGUGCUGCUAUGCCAGUCAUAGCAACUUUGAACCGUCUGCUAAAUUCCGGAGAUUCGAUCAAGAAAAUUGUUGGUGCUCUCAGUGGCACUCUUGGCUUUGUAAUGAGUCGGUUGGAGUAUGGUGAAUCGUUUAGUGAUAUUGUGAGACAAGCGAAAGAGCUUGGUUACACCGAGCCAGACCCUCGUGACGAUCUUGGCGGUAUGGACGUAGCAAGGAAGUUUUAUAUAAUGGCUCGACUAAUGGGAUGGAGAAUAAACUUAGAGGAUGUGGAGGUUGAGUGCUUACAUCCGCCAAGUCUGGCUCCCAAACUGAUGAGCACCACGCAAUUUCUAAACGAAGGACUAGCCGAACUCGACUUGCCAAUGAGAAACCGUGUGAAAGAAGCAGCUGCUAGGGGUUGUGUUCUACGAUAUCUUACCAAAAACCUGUCCUUUGCUUACAGUUGCAAAGUGGGAAUUGUAGAGCAGCCUCAGCAGUCCGCUCUCGGUCAGCUGCAUGGAAGCGAUAAUCUGGUCGAGAUUUUCACGCGCUGUUAUUCGACUUCGCCUCUUGUUAUUAAGGGAGCCGGGGCAGGCAAUGAUACUACAGCCGCUGGUGUGUUAGCGGACGUUUUGGACCUCCAAGACUAUUUUGGCUAGGGAGAGAACGUAGGAGACA
This is a messenger RNA of Selaginella moellendorffii, 829 nucleotides long. Its product is annotated as bifunctional aspartokinase/homoserine dehydrogenase 1. Bases 1 to 810 code for a protein of 269 amino acids. Gene Ontology annotation, biological process: aspartate family amino acid biosynthetic process. The transcript has 10 exons. Gene Ontology annotation, molecular function: aspartate kinase activity; homoserine dehydrogenase activity. Lineage: Eukaryota; Viridiplantae; Streptophyta; Lycopodiopsida; Selaginellales; Selaginellaceae. The record is from RefSeq and is a predicted model, not a curated record.